AUAUGCGUCGUAACGCGAAACGUUUGGCGCGAAUGGUGAGCCUACGAGCGAGCACAUUUUACUCCUUCAAGUUAGUUUUUAUUACUUUUGGCGGCAGUCUUGAAGAUGUGAAGUUGCCGAAGGGCGACGAGUGCUAUGUUCCCGAAUGCCGCAGAAGGUUAUUGUCUUCUGUCAGCAUCAUAGGACUUCAGCCCAAGCGUGUAAUGAAAUGUGCAAUCGUUUGAAUUUCGCUCAUACCAGUGUCGUGCACGAGAUAAUGCGCAGUUAGAUGUCACUGGUUUUAACCAACAUUCGAACUCACCAACAGUACAGUGGCAGUCUGUUACGCGAAGAAAAUCCAGGAGCAGCUGAUCAGUCGCGCGAUGUAUAUCUCGUUUUUCUGACGAGAUCCGUGCAAUGUUAUUUGGUACUAACCACAGGUGCAGCCCUCAAGCGCAGUCAGUGUGCGACUGGAGGCGGCGUAGGAGACAAGCCCCUGAACGACAUGGAGGAAAGGGUCGUGGGACUUCUGAAUGUGGAGGCCAUGAUUGGCAUCCCAGGCGCGUUCGACAUUGGUGUUCCUGUAGAGGUACCUAAUGGCGAGCCCUUCAGCCUGCCGCUUUCCGAUACUACUGCAGAACCAAGCAGGCCUAGUUCAGUGAGGCCACGACAUACAAGCCAGGCUGAUAAUAUUCCGGAACGCCCGCAGGGUGAUGCAGAUGUCCACGGUGCAAGCGGAGGUGGGCUCCAGGAGAGCGAGGCCCUGCCGUACACUUCAGGUAGCCGCAGGUCUAACCACAAACGUAGCAGGGACGCCCCUAGCCACGAGAUAAUCGAGACCCAGGAGGCUAUUGUGGAACGCCUCGACAGGAUUGUGGUCCUGCAGGAGCAGAUGGUGGCACUGAAGGCAUACAAACUGAAUGUUCGGUUUGAAAAUGGCAAAAUUGUCCCCAGGUAUUAA
This is a messenger RNA of Ixodes scapularis (black-legged tick), 940 nucleotides long. RefSeq lists its product as uncharacterized. The coding region runs from base 269 to 940 and encodes 223 amino acids. The record is from RefSeq and is a predicted model, not a curated record. NCBI's taxonomy places the organism in Eukaryota, Metazoa, Arthropoda, Arachnida, Ixodida, Ixodidae. The transcript has 5 exons.